This is a messenger RNA of Homalodisca vitripennis (glassy-winged sharpshooter), 890 nucleotides long. Its product is annotated as calcium load-activated calcium channel. The record is from RefSeq and is a predicted model, not a curated record. Gene Ontology annotation, cellular component: endoplasmic reticulum; endoplasmic reticulum membrane; cytoplasm. Lineage: Eukaryota; Metazoa; Arthropoda; Insecta; Hemiptera; Cicadellidae. Gene Ontology annotation, biological process: endoplasmic reticulum calcium ion homeostasis. Gene Ontology annotation, molecular function: calcium channel activity.
AUGUUAUUGGUGUUGAAGUUGAAUUUGUCCCUUAGUAGUAACAACUACCAGUAAAUGAGUAUAAGUAGAUGUGAUUAUCAUUAGGAGAGUUUUGUUUGGGAUAUCCCUUAUUUUAGAUAUACAUGUUAUUUUAAUUUUAGUUUGAAACAAAAUAUAAAUAUGUGGGCUGAUACUGUGUUAAUACUUUUUAUUUCUGUUUGUACAGCAUUUUUGGGUGAAGGUUUGACUUGGCUAAUGGUUUAUAGGACUGAAAAGUAUCAAAAACUGAAAGCUGAAGUGGAACGUCAAAGUAAAAGAUUAGAAAAACGCAAAGAAGCUCAUGGAGACUCUCUUGACAAACAGCAAAAGAAGAAAAUAGAAAGAGAAGAAGAAAGAUUAAAGAACAACAAUCGUGAUCUUUCUCUAGUCAAAAUGAAGUCAAUGUUUGCUAUUGGAUUUGCGUUCACUGCGUUACUCAGCAUGUUCAACAGCAUUUUUGACGGAAGGAUUGUCGCACGCCUGCCGUUUCUUCCUAUCUCCUGGUUACAAGGACUCUCACACAGGAACCUGCCAGGCGACGACUACACAGAGUGUUCCUUCAUAUUCCUCUACAUACUCUGCACAAUGUCAAUCAGACAGAAUAUCCAAAAACUGCUUGGAUUUGCACCUUCAAGAACAGCAAGUAAACAAGGAGGUGGACUCUUCGGACCGCCACCCCAACAGUUCAAAUAGUACAAUCACAUUGUUCAUAAUCUCAUUUGUAAUUUUGCUGUGCAAAUCAUCGUGAGUGUAUAAAUAUCAUUUCAUAUUUAUUUUGUAUUUUAUUUUAUUUAACGUUAUAUACCAUGCCUUGUAAAAUCUUAUGUUUGUUAUCAACUUAAAUAUGGUAAAUAAAUUGAGUUGAGUUUCGA